AUGAUUGAAACGUGUUCAAAAAGAUGUAUGUUAUUUGGUACUGUUUCACUGGGAAUCUUAACAAUUGUUGUUCUCAUACUAGAAUCACAUCUUGCUGAUACGUUGUCUGGGAGUCAGCGGAGGAACAAAACAUUCCCUACUGAAAACAAUUCUACUUGUUGGCUUACACAACCAUUUACUGUUAUAAGCGAAUGCCACCCCUGUUCUGAUUUUGAAAUACGUAGCAAGAGCAUAGGUGUCUGUAUACACACAAGCUUCAAAGAAAUAUUGAGAUGUGAAAAUGGUGAAACAGUCACUAAAAGUUGUGAUCGAGUUGCAUAUUUGGAGGAGAGAAAGUUCUGGAAGUUUACAAUCUGGUCAUUCUUUAUGGGCUCAGUGUCAUCUGUAGCUGUGAUGUUAAGAAUGCGAGUUUUAAAUCAUAGAGCUAAAAGAAGAGCAAGACAAGUACUUGCCAAUGGAACAAUUUGA
Molecule: messenger RNA, 468 nt
Organism: Leptosia nina
Lineage: Eukaryota; Metazoa; Arthropoda; Insecta; Lepidoptera; Pieridae
Source: the annotation of a GenBank genome assembly